GUGUUAUCAUGAAUUUGAAAGACGGUUGCUCGUUACUCUUGAAAACCCAGAAGCCUAUGUUACCUUUUAUCCUCAAUACUAGCCAAAUUCUCCAUCGUAAACCAGAAUCUGUCCGGAAUGGUACUCUGCUCAGAGAAUCUGAUGUUGUGAAGAGGUUGAAGCAAGAGAGAGACAUCGCAGUGGCCUUAGAAUACUUCAAGUCCAUCACUAACUCUAAAAUUUUCAAACACUCUCAGCUGACUUAUCAAACUAUGAUCGAGAAGCUUGGGGGAGAGAAGCUCAUGGAUUGCGUUCAGUACCUCCUACAGCAAAUGAAGUUAGAGGGUGUCAGCUGCUCGGAAGAUGUAUUCAUCAACGUGAUUGAUUCUUACAGCAGAGCUGGGACAGCUGAGCAAGCUCUGAAAACAUUCUAUCGGAUUCAAGAUUUCGGUUGCAGACCGACUGUCAAAAUCUACAAUCAUCUCUUAGAUGCGCUGCUUAACGAGAACAGGUUUCAGAUGAUCAAUCCUAUUUACAAUAACAUGAAGAAAGAUGGGAUAGAGCCUAAUGUCUUCACGUAUAACAUUCUUCUCAAGGCAUUGUGCAAGAAUAAUCGUGUUGAUGCUGCACACAAGUUGCUUGUUGAGAUGUCAAACAAGGGCUGCCCUCCUGAUGCUGUGAGCUACACUACCAUUGUAUCCACGCUCUGUAAGCUUGGGAAGGUGAGCCAAGCAAGGGAGCUUGCUACUGGAUUCACCCCAGUUGUGCCUGUUUAUAAUGCUCUCAUCAAUGGGUUUUUCCGGGAACACAAAAUUCAAGAUGCUUUUCUCUUGGUAGAUGAAAUGUUGAAUAGGGGAAUUCACCCUAAUGUCAUCACAUACACAACAAUCAUAAAUGGUCUGUGUGAUGUUGGGGAUGUUGAGCUCUCUCUUGCUGUGCUUGCCCAAAUGUUUGUUAGAGGAUUUCUUCCGAAUAUUCAUACUUUUACUUCUUUGCUGAAGGGGUUUUUCGUUCGAGGAGAAGUGUAUGAAGCCCUCCAAGUGUGGAACUGGAUUGUUAGAGAGGGAUGUCAGCCCAAUAUUGUGGCAUAUAACACACUAAUUCAUGGUUUUUGCUCUAAUGAGAAUCCCUGGAGGGCUUUGUCUGUUGUCUAUCUAAUGGAGGAAAAUGGUUGCCUUCCGAACGUGAGAACCUAUGCUACUCUUAUUGACUGCUUCUCAAAAGGUGGAGACCUGGAGGCUGCAACAGAGACCUGGAACAGGAUGAUAAACAGUGGUUGCCACCCGAAUGUUGUGGUGUACACCUGCAUGGUGGAUGUCCUUUGUAAGCAUUCCAUGUUUAACCAAGCGCAGUGCCUCAUUGAGAGAAUGUCACUGGAAAAUUGCCAGCCGAAUACAGUAACCUUUAAUGUAUUUAUCAAAGGACUCUGUCGCAAUGGAAGAGUACCUUGGGCAAUGAAGGUGUUUGAUGAAAUGGAAAGACAAGGGUGUUUUCCUAAUACCUCGACCUACAAUGACCUUCUAGAUGGUCUCUACAAAGAAGGAAAUGUCAGAGAAGCCUCUAUGCUUGUUGAGGAGAUGUCGAGAAAGGAUAUCGAGAUGAACCUAGCGACUUAUAACACUAUUAUCAAUGGACUUUGUUGUGUUGGUGUAGUGGAGGAGUUACUGCAGGUCUUGGGGAAGAUGGUGGUCAAGGGAAUCAAGCCCAACUCAGUCACAUUUAACAUAAUCAUCCAUGGUUAUUGCAAGAGAGGUCAGGUUGAGACUGCUGUUAAACUAAUGGGUAGAAUGAUUGCAGAAGGUUGCUGCCCAAACUUAGUUACAUACACUAGUGUGAUACAUGGUCUUUGUGAAUGGUUUAGUUUAGAAGAAGCCAUGGUUUUUCUUAAGAUGAUGAUGGACGAAGGCAUUUCCCCUAAUGUUGCCACAUGGAAUGUUUUGGUGAGCUGCUAUUUCAGAAAGACUGGGUCCUUGAGGUCAAUCCACUUGCUAGAAGAUGUCUUGGGUACUGGCUAGGACACGAGGACUUCUAGCAUUGUUAGCAUUCUUUGGUGAAGAUCAGUGUGAUUUUAGGAAUUGUAACCUGAGUCCUUGGAAUGACACUUGUUUGUGAGGAAGCUACUGAAUGGUAACGAUCAGUCACCUCUCACAGUUGGCCCCCAGAUAUGGCUGGGAGAAGUUGAGAUAACAGAGGGGAAACAAGAUUUCAUGGUUUGUUUGCUUGAUGCAACAUUUAUGACUUGUUGCUUGGUGUGCAAUACAGUAAGGACUCUAGUAAUUUUGGUGAGAAUUUUCAGCUACAGGUAGGGGUAAUGAAUUUUCACUUUCAUCAUUUAUGUAAUACAUUAUGAGGAUUGAGUGCUUAUGGGAAGGGUUUCAUCGGUAAUCAAGUAACUUGCCGAGUAUAUUUUAUACUUUUAGCUUAAGCUACUUAAUGGUCUCUUGAUUUUUCCUUUGAACAUUCAUCACAUGUAACUAUGGUUUCCACAGGAACAUAGAAGAUUGGAGGCUUAGGUUGAUAUAGUUUGUUGUUUGAGGCAUAUAACAUGUUGGGUACAUCAGUGGCCGUAGCCCAGCAGCACUCGCUCAUUGCAAGAAACUCUUCAGAAACUAUCAAACUGUUGUCAUAAAUGAGAGACCCACUUCUGUUGCUUUCUGCUUGGAGUUGUGGGUUUGGGAGUGAGUUAUAUUGUUUAUACAAGGCAGGGAUCUCGGUAGAUGGGGCGUACGAGGCUCCUGUCACUGCGGGGUCUGGGGAGGGUCGGUAGAUGGCUUAGGAUUAUCUAGCUUCUUUUUCUGAUGACCUUAAAUCUAAUUUCCCUUUUUCUUCUCUGCAAACAGAAGCCAAUUUAUUGUUAUUUGGCAGGUCUUGACGGGACCUGGGUGCCAAUAUAUCUUCCAAGCAGUGUAUGGAGGUAAGAAUCUUGCAAGUUCAUGGAAGGAUGGUAGAAUUAGAACAAGCAUGAAGUGUUAGAUGCUGGGGAGCUUCUGGAGAUGGAGAGUUCAAGCACAGAAGAAGAUUUGCGUUGGUACACUCACUAGUUCAAGAUGACUGAGGCUCUGGAAACAAAAGAGACAAAAGUAUAAGAAUCGAGAUGGAGAGGUAGAAAAUGAGUGGCCUUAUUAUUAGCACAUGGGAUUGUGCACAGGGCCGCAGACAACCAUUGGUUUUGAAGCCACAUGAGGCAGGGUAGUGGCAGCAGGAGUACAAACCGUUCCUUCAGACGUCGAGGUUGAGUUCAGAGACACUGAACUUCAAAGCAUUGAGGUGUGUCAUGUGUGGCUAUAAUUUGUAUGCUGACCAUAUUUCUGAGUUAAGGGGGCAACUGGUUUUGCAUUGCUGCUCUAGGAUAAGUUUUAGUGGGCAUUGCUCUUCUCUAUUGAUUUCUCAUGUAUUAAUCUUUCUUCUUGGUAUAUUAAUGUUAAAUUGUAUUAUCAUAGUUUGUGAUCCCAAUAACCCUUUAAUGUUUCCAUUGUUGGAAACUGAAACAUGAAAUAAUAUCAUGGAAAGGAGAGUGGUGGUUUGAGCCAUUCAUUUAAUCA
Messenger RNA from Macadamia integrifolia, 3521 nucleotides. RefSeq names its product pentatricopeptide repeat-containing protein At3g48810. The transcript has 2 exons. NCBI's taxonomy places the organism in Eukaryota, Viridiplantae, Streptophyta, Magnoliopsida, Proteales, Proteaceae. Bases 9 to 1994 code for a protein of 661 amino acids. The record is from RefSeq and is a predicted model, not a curated record. Gene Ontology annotation, molecular function: protein binding.